Gongylonema pulchrum is the source of this 225-nucleotide messenger RNA. The record is from the annotation of a GenBank genome assembly. Lineage: Eukaryota; Metazoa; Nematoda; Chromadorea; Rhabditida; Gongylonematidae.
AUGGUCGAAUCAGCCUUUUCCGUACUACUCAAAGCGGGAAUGGAAAAUGAUUGGGCAGAUCAGGGUGCGGCGCAUCCUGGCCUCGACGAUGACGCAUUCUCGAGCGAGCUCUCGAUGCUAAAUGCACAUGAGCACGAAAUAUACAAUGGUGACGCUCGCUCAGGCACAGCAGGGCGGAAGAAACACGAAGCUGCAAUUUUCCAAACAAUUCUGAUCAGCCGCUAG